Messenger RNA from Ceratotherium simum simum (southern white rhinoceros), 1584 nucleotides. RefSeq names its product L-2-hydroxyglutarate dehydrogenase (gene L2HGDH). The record is from RefSeq and is a predicted model, not a curated record. Lineage: Eukaryota; Metazoa; Chordata; Mammalia; Perissodactyla; Rhinocerotidae. Gene Ontology annotation, molecular function: (S)-2-hydroxyglutarate dehydrogenase activity.
CUGACAGGGGAGGGGGCGCCGGCCAUGGUGCCCGCGCUGCGCUACCUGGGCGGGGCCUGCGGGCGGGCCCGCGGGGGCUUCCCGGGGGCCUUCUCCGCGGGGUGCGGGCCCGCGCCGGGGGGGCCCUGGCUGCUGUGCCGCGGUGGCCGCAGGGCCAGCACCAGCUCAUUUGAUGUAGUCAUUGUCGGUGGUGGAAUUGUGGGGCUUGCCUCUGCCAGAGCACUCAUCCUGCGGCAUCCAGCACUUUCCAUUGGUGUUCUGGAAAAGGAGAAAGAUUUAGCUGUUCACCAGACUGGACAUAACAGUGGUGUCAUACAUAGUGGAAUUUAUUAUAAACCUGAAUCUCUGAAAGCUAAAUUAUGUGUGCAAGGCGCAGCCCUCAUCUAUGAGUACUGUAACCAAAAGGGAAUUUCCUACAAGCAAUGUGGCAAGCUUAUAGUAGCUAUUGAACAAGAAGAAAUUCCCAGACUUCAGGCCCUAUAUGAGAGGGGCCUGCAGAAUGGUGUCCAGGGCCUGAGGCUGAUCCAGCCGGAGGAUAUAAAAAAGAAGGAGCCAUAUUGUAGGGGUCUGAUGGCUAUUGAUUGCCCGUAUACUGGCAUUGUGGACUAUCGGCAGGUGGCUUUGUCAUUUGCCCAGGAUUUCCAAGAAGCGGGUGGCUCUGUCUUGACCAGUUUUGAAGUAAAAGAUAUUGAAAUGGCUAAAGAAAGCCCUUCAGGAAGUGAAGAUGGGAUGACAUAUCCAAUUGUUAUAAGGAAUACAAAGGGAGAGGAGGUUCGGUGUCAGUACGUUGUGACAUGUGCAGGACUUUACUCAGACCGAAUUUCAGAGUUGAGUGGCUGCAAUCCUGAUCCUCAAAUUGUACCGUUCCGGGGAGAUUACCUUGUCUUGAAGCCAGAAAAACGCUAUCUUGUGAAAGGAAACAUUUAUCCGGUUCCAGAUAGCCGGUUUCCUUUCCUGGGAGUUCACUUCACACCGAGGAUGGAUGGCAGUGUUUGGCUAGGGCCCAAUGCAGUGCUGGCCUUUAAGCGAGAGGGCUACAGACCCUUUGACUUCAGUGCCAGAGAUGUUAUGGAUGUCAUUGUCAAGAGUGGCUUGAUUAAACUGGUGUUCCAGAAUUUCUCUUAUGGAGUUAAUGAGAUGUACAAAGCCCUUUUUCUCAGUGCAACAGUGAAGCACCUUCAAAAGUUUAUCCCUGAAAUUACUAUCAGUGACAUACAUAGAGGUCCAGCUGGAGUACGUGCCCAAGCCCUGGACAGAGGUGGAAAUCUGGUGGAAGACUUUGUGUUUGAUGGAGGUAUUGGGGACAUUGGAAAUCGCAUUCUUCAUGUGAGAAAUGCACCUUCCCCUGCUGCCACUUCUUCCCUGGCAAUUUCUGGAAUGAUUGCAGAUGAAGUGCAACAGAGAUUUAAAUUGUAAAUAGUGGAAGGAGCUAGGUAUGCAUUUUAAUAUCCACAUUCAGCAACAAGAAUGUACCAAUUGCAUUCUUUAAUUUUAAGAAAAAUGCUUUGAAAAUAUCAAUUUUAGGUAUCUCAUUUAGAUGACCACUGAAUAUUAAAAUGAUGUAACAUAGAAAUAAUAACUUUU